This is a messenger RNA of Knipowitschia caucasica, 3036 nucleotides long. The record is from the annotation of a GenBank genome assembly. NCBI's taxonomy places the organism in Eukaryota, Metazoa, Chordata, Actinopteri, Gobiiformes, Gobiidae.
AUGUCGUCAGCUUUGGUUCAGGUUUGGUGGGGUCAGGGUUUUGGGGGUUUCGGGGGAGGUGGAGGUGCGGUCGCCUGGUUUAGGCCCCUCCUCCUGAUGUCCAAACUUGGAGUCUUUCCGCAUUCCUCCAGCUGUGGGGGGCGGAGCUAUGACGCCACCUUUUUUUCAAGUUUCCAGUCAAAAGAACAAGUAUUGCUGGAUAUGAGGGCUUCGGGAGGUGAGCUGGGAUGGCUGACGUUGCCACUCGAGAACGGAUGGGAAAUAGUCCAAACAGUUGUCAAUGGGUCACUACUUUAUACCUACAGCGUUUGCAAUAUAGAGUCAACUGAACAAGACAAUUGGUUGCGCACCACUUUCAUCCAGAGGCGACCCGGGACGACUCGCGUGUCCGUCGAACUCCGAUUCGUGGUGCGAGACUGCAAUACCUUCGGAGGCGCGUCGGUCUCCUGCAAAGAAACCUUCAAUCUAUUCAUUUCCGAAGCCGACGCAGACGUGGGCACGAACUUACGCAAGGGACAGUUCCGCAAAGUGGCCACAAUCGCUCCGGACGAGAUCACGAGGGGGAAAGUCCUCAAAGUCAACACCGAGACCAGAACCAUCGGCCCGCUGUCGAGUAAGGGCUUCUACCUCGCCUUCCAGGACAUGGGCGCAUGCGUGGCCCUGCUGUCAGUGAGGGUCUACUACAAAACCUGCCCCUCCACCGUGCGAAGCCUGGCCCAGUUCCCAGAGACCGUGGCGGACUCGCUGAGGGAGGUGGAGGGCUCGUGUGUGGAGAAGGCAGUCAGCACAGCCACGCCGAAGAUCUACUGCACCACGGAGGGAGAGUGGGUGGUUCCAGUGGGACAGUGCCAGUGCUUACCGGGCUACGAGACGACAGGGGACUCCUGCCAAGCUUGCAAACCGGGCUACUUCAAACCCGCUCUGGGGAACGACCUGUGCCGAGUGUGUCCGGACAACACCAGGCCCUCUGACACUGGUGCGACUCAGUGUGAAUGUGAAGAUGGAUAUUUCCGCUCAGCGUCCGACUCCCCCACUGCCGCCUGCUCUGCUCCUCCCAGUGCCCCCCGCGACCUCAUCUCCACCACGCUGUCCGCUGAGGGCAAACUGCAGCUGUCCUGGGACCCCCCUCUGGUGACAGGGGGCCGGGCAGACCUCACCUACAGCGUGGGGUGCGAGCUCUGCGAUGUCAGCUCCUGCGCCGCCUGCAGCGACAAGAUCCGGUUCGACCCCUCCCCCUCGGAGCUCCGUGACACGGUGGUGAUAGUGGCCGACUUGGAUUCUCACCUGAACUACACGUUCAGCGUAGAGGCACACAGCGGAGUGUCCCAGUUCAGCUCGCAGAGGCCCGUCGCCGCCAUCACAACAGCCUUGGAUUAUUUAGAGCCUCCUAAAGUAACGCUGAUCCACCUGGACGAGCGCACCCCCUCCAGCCUGUCUUUGUCCUGGGCCCUGUCCCGGAGACCACCAGCCCACAUCACCCACCGCUACGAGCUCAUGUACAGACGGAAGGAUGACGAAGGAGAGCGGGAUGUGACCACUUACACCGUCCUGAUUUUGGAGAAGAAUUCAGUGCAGAUUAACGACCUCUCCCCAGACACCACUUACAUGUUCAGGGUCCAAGCUUUGAGUCCAGAGGGAAAUCCAGGCAGUUACAGCGUGGAGCACGAGUUUCACACCGCACCACUAGCCGAGUCCCAGAUCCAGAACAACUCUACAAUCGUGAUGGGUGCAGUGGUGGGAGUGGCCGUCAUGCUGCUCAUUGUGGUGGGCGUCCUGCUUUUGCGCAAACGCAGACUGAGCUCACGCGGCAGAGGAGGCCCAGAGGAUCCCUACUUCUCAUCAGACCAACUGAAGCCUUUGAAAACAUAUGUCGACCCGCAUAUGUACGAAGACCCCAACAUUGCCAUCCAGAAGUUUGUCACAGAAAUCGACCCCAACUUCAUCUCCAAGCAGAAGGUGAUCGGGGUGGGGGAGUUCGGGGAGGUGUUCCGAGGCGCGAUGAGGUCCCCACUGCGCGGAGAGGUGGCGGUGGCAAUCAAAACUCUGAAACCAGGCUACUCGGAGAAGCAAAGGCAGGAGUUUCUGAGCGAAGCCAGCAUCAUGGGGCAGUUCUCUCAUCCCAAUAUAAUCAGACUGGAAGGAGUGGUCACAAAAUUCAAGCAUGUCAUGAUAGUGGCGGAGUACAUGGAAAAUGGUGCAUUGGACACAUAUCUAAGGGACCGGGACGGGGAGCUGCCGUGCUAUCAGCUGGUGGGGAUGCUUCGAGGAAUUUCAGCAGGCAUGAAGUAUCUCUCCGACAUGAACUACGUGCACAGAGACCUGGCGGCCAGAAACGUGUUGGUCAACAGUAACCUGGAGUGCAAAGUGUCCGACUUCGGGCUGUCGCGAGUGCUGGAGGACGACGCCGAGGGCACCUACACAACCAGGGGAGGCAAAAUACCCAUUCGCUGGACGGCCCCCGAGGCCAUCGAAUACAGGAAGUUCACCUCAGCCAGCGACGUGUGGAGCUUUGGCAUCGUCAUGUGGGAAGUGAUGGCUUUUGGGGAACGCCCCUACUGGGACAUGAGCAACCAUGAGGUGAUGAAGGCCAUAAACGAGGCUUUCCGGCUCCCUGCUCCCAUGGACUGUCCCUCUGCCGUCUACCAGCUGAUGCUCCAGUGCUGGCAACACGACCGCGCUCACAGGCCACGCUUCACCGACAUCGUCAACAUUUUGGACAAGCUGCUGCGCAACCCGGAGUCCCUCAAAACCAUCGCAGACUUUGAUCCCCGAAUAUCCAUCCGCCUGCCCAGCACCAGCGGCGGUGACGGCACCAUGUUCAAGUCUGUGUCGGAAUGGUUGGACUCCAUCAAAAUGAGGCAGUAUUCGGAGAGUUUCGCUCGUGCGGGGGUCACCAGCAUGGACCAAGUUCUGGGCCUGAGGCAUGAAGACAUCAGAAAUAUCGGCGUGCGGCUGCCGGGCCACAUGAAGAGGAUAGCCUACAGCAUCUUGGGCCUGAAAGACGAGACCAGCUCCCUCAGCGUGUUUGCCGUGUGA